Molecule: messenger RNA, 6397 nt
Organism: Marmota monax (woodchuck)
Lineage: Eukaryota; Metazoa; Chordata; Mammalia; Rodentia; Sciuridae
Gene: Adcyap1r1
Product: ADCYAP receptor type I
Exons: 17
Coding region: 386-1876 (496 amino acids)
Biological process (GO): adenylate cyclase-modulating G protein-coupled receptor signaling pathway; cell surface receptor signaling pathway
Cellular component (GO): plasma membrane; neuron projection
Molecular function (GO): peptide hormone binding; G protein-coupled peptide receptor activity; vasoactive intestinal polypeptide receptor activity
Source: RefSeq, a predicted model, not a curated record
GGCCGGCGAAGGCAGGCGGGGGGCGCCGCGCUCCGGCACCGGGCGGUGACUAACGACGGCGGCGGCGGCGGCUCCAAGGAACGCGGUCUCCGCGUGCGCACACGCACACGUAGCCGCGCAGGGACACACGGACCCCGGUCGCCCGCGGCCACACGGACGCGGCGACUCGGCUCCGAGCGCGCGCUCCUGGGCGCACACGCUCCGCAUUCCCCGGCGGCGCCGGGCGCGGACUCGCCGGCUGCGCGCCCUCCUCGCGGAGCCUGCCCUGGAGGACCCGCAGCCCCCAGCCCCACGGCCAGGCCCCGCAGUGAGCAGCCUGUGGACCUCUGGGGGCUGAGCAGCGGCUGCUGGCGUGGGAGGCCAGCAGUGCCGACUGAGGAGCACCAUGGCCAGUAUCCUGCAGGUCCCCCUGGCUGCACUCCUCCUGCUGCCUGUGGCCACCGCCAUGCACUCCGACUGCAUCUUCAAGAAGGAGCAGGCCCUGUGCCUGGAGAAGAUCCAGAGGGCCAAUGACCUGCUGGGCUUCAACGAUUCCUCCCCAGGCUGCCCUGGCAUGUGGGACAAUAUAACCUGCUGGAAGCCGGCCCAUGUAGGGGAGAUGGUCCUCGUUAGCUGCCCCGAUGUCUUCCGGAUCUUCAACCCGGACCAAGUCUGGGAGACGGAAACCAUCGGAGAGUUUGAUUUUGCUGGCAGUAACUCCUUGGGUCUCUCAGACAUGGGUGUGGUGAGCCGGAACUGCACGGAGUAUGGCUGGUCGGAGCCCUUCCCUCAUUACUUCGACGCUUGUGGCUUUGACGACUAUGACACUGAGACUGGGGACCAGGAUUAUUACUACCUGUCGGUGAAGGCCCUCUACACUGUUGGCUACAGCACCUCCCUCGUCACGCUCACCACUGCCAUGGUCAUCCUGUGUCGCUUCCGGAAGCUGCACUGCACCCGAAACUUCAUCCACAUGAACCUGUUUGUGUCCUUCAUGCUGAGGGCAAUUUCUGUCUUCAUCAAAGACUGGAUCCUCUAUGCCGAGCAGGACAGCAACCACUGCUUCAUCUCCACUGUGGCAUGCAAGGCUGUCAUGGUUUUCUUCCACUACUGUGUUGUGUCCAACUACUUCUGGCUGUUCAUCGAGGGCUUGUACCUCUUCACGCUGCUGGUGGAGACCUUCUUCCCUGAGAGGAGAUACUUCUACUGGUACACCAUCAUUGGCUGGGGGACCCCAACUGUGUGUGUGACCGUGUGGGCUACACUGAGGAUCUACUUCGAUAACACAGGCUGCUGGGAUAUGAAUGACAGCACAGCUCUGUGGUGGGUGAUCAAAGGCCCUGUGGUUGGCUCGAUAAUGGUUAACUUUGUGCUUUUCAUCGGCAUCAUCGUCAUCCUGGUGCAGAAGCUGCAAUCUCCAGACAUGGGAGGCAACGAGUCCAGCAUCUACUUAACAAAUUUAAGCCUGGGAGUCCCCAAGAAAACCCGAGAGGACCCCCUGCCUGUGCCCUCAGACCAGCAUUCACUCCCUUUCCUACGGCUGGCCCGGUCCACCCUGCUGCUCAUCCCGCUGUUUGGAAUCCACUACACUGUAUUCGCCUUCUCCCCAGAGAACGUCAGCAAGAGGGAAAGACUCGUGUUUGAGCUGGGGCUGGGCUCCUUCCAGGGCUUUGUGGUGGCCAUUCUCUACUGUUUUCUGAAUGGAGAGGUGCAGGCAGAGAUCAAGCGGAAAUGGCGGAGCUGGAAGGUGAACCGUUACUUCACCAUGGACUUCAAGCACAGGCACCCAUCCCUGGCCAGCAGUGGAGUGAAUGGGGGCACCCAGCUCUCCAUCCUGAGCAAGAGCAGCUCCCAGCUCCGCAUGUCCAGCCUUCCGGCCGACAACCUGGCCACCUGAGUCCCCCUCCCCUCUUCCUCUCCUCAUACACAGGCUGGGGCUGCGGGCAGGGGCUGUGCACGUUCGCGCCUCUUCCCUCCCUUUGGGCAGGCCCUGGGCUGGCAGCUUGGCUCCUCCCCAAGUGGGGAGAAGGUGGUGGGGCGCAGAUUGUUAUUGCCCCUCCUGUUUUGGUACUGGUCCUGCCCACCAUGGUCCCUUGGUCCCUGAUUGGACAUGUAAAUACUCCUUGAAUUUGGAAAGUUGUCCCAUCUCUUCCCUUCCACCCAUGUCCCCGCUCACUUCAGCCAGCCCAGUUCCAUUGCACUGCGUCUUGGCCAGCCUCGGUGAUGGCCUGAGCCCAGGCACGAGGCCACGUGAGCUGAGGCUGAAGAGACCCUGCUCUGGAGUGGCUGGUCUGAUGCCUGCCUCAAUAACCCCCUCAGUUUUGACUUCAGAUAUGGGACCUUUUCUUGUCUGAGCCUAGUCCCUGAGGCUAGCCAGAGGUCCAGCUGGGGUGGCCGGAUCCUUCCAUGCAGGCCAGCCCCAAGGCUCCCUCAUGCUCACCUGGCAUCUUGGUGUCCAGGUCCCCAACCUCUGGGUAUCAGGGUUGUGGGAAAACUCCACACUCUUUCAAUCAGAGACUUCAGUCGGGGGUGGGGUUUGAGGGUCAGGAAAAGUUCUGGUGCUUUUCAUUUGAUCCAAGAAGAGCUGAGAGCCAGAAAUGUGAAUAUGACUGAAAAGGAGAUAGAAUGGUUUGGAAGACCCAUUCAAGAAGCCUUCCUCCAUCUCCAUUGUUGGACCCCGACAUGAGAUAGGCAGGGUUCAUCUGGUAGCUCCCCUUCUGCCCUUCCUGUCCCCAGUAGAUGUCCCAGAGUCCCUAAGCCCUCCUCCUUCCUUCCCCUUAAGUCAAAGCCCUCCUCCCUACUUUCCCUUAAGUCAAAGCCAUGACUAGGUUGAACCAGCCGACUUCCUGUGAUGUCAGCAAAUCCUGGAGCACCUCACACCUCCAAUGUGCCCAAGUCCUGGGCCCAGGGCUCCCCCAGGCCCUGGCUCCAUGGGUGACAAAGAGCCCCAGUCACCAGGUCCUCAGACCUGGACUCAACUACUGAACUUUAUCUGAGACCUCUGUACUACAUCCCCCUAUGUGCCCUUGACAUUGAAUCACUGUGGGCUGCUAGGGAGCUUGAGGGGACACCAUGCCUACACACCCAUUAGCAGAAGCUAUUGGUGGGAGGAGCUGAUACCCCCCUGCCUCCCCGCUCCCCCCACCCCAGUGCUCAUUCUGGCUUCCCAGCUGCAAAUGGCACAGCCACCACCUGCGAAUUUCAAAUAGGGCAGGACCAGGUUCAGAGAAGGUUGAGGAAAGUGCUAGAGUGCCAUGGCCCCGGGGCCCAGUUCAUUCCACCUCAGCUCUUGGUCUUGUUCCUGUCUCUGUGUUUGUGGACUUGCUUCCUGACCGUGUUCUGAAAUGCUUGGGGGUUUGGGUGGGGGUGGGUGUUGCUUUGUCUUGGUUUCACAAAGAGGAAGGAACCCUGGGGGCCUUGGCAGUGCUUCUGGAUACACUUUCAGAGGGACUGGAGAAGGCUCUAGUUGCUCUAAUUUGGAGAUGAGUCUUGUGUCCUCCACGGGGAAGUAAGUCCCCGGGUCUUUGUCAACCACCCGGAAAGGAACUCUCUGCCCUUUCUCAGCAUGUUGAAUGACUUGGACUUGCCGUGGGGUGUGCAGUGGUCCCUUCUACCCUGAGCGAGACCUCCGGAUCCCCUCACCCUGCUUGGGGAGGCAGGUGCAUUGCCCAAGAAGUGUCUACUGAUCACCCUGCACUUGGGUCACUGCUGGAGUCCCUGAGUUGCUUGGAAGAAGCCACGGCCUGGGAUUCAGAGACCAGGAUUCUGCCCCAGCUGGGUUCUCAUGGCUGUGACUAUGGACGCAAUCCUCCCUAUUCUGGGCCUCAGUUUCCCCAUUCAUGAAAUGAGAUGGCAUCUAAUGUUUCUCUGGGCCCUGUACUGUUCAGUUUUCCAGUUCAAAACUAAGGCAGGUAAAAGGGCAUGCAUGCAUGAUGUGUGUAUCAUCUGAGGUUUUAAGGAGGGGGGUCUGUAGGUGCGGGAAGAAUGCUCCUUUCCCUUUCUUUUGGACACCAUGAUGGAAGCCAGUAGAAUGGAAGGGAGGCUCAGGUCACGGACAUUUGAACAGGUGCCUUGGGUGUGAUGUGCAGACCAGCGCUCCACCUGGCUUGGGCAGGGUGCUGUGACUAGGUGGCAACCAGAUCCAAGGAGCAGUUAUAUGGACCUCAUUCAUUUGUCACCACCCUCACCAGCAGCGCUGUGUCACUGUGGAAGAAGAAACUGACUUUAUAGCUACAUCAUUGCGAAACAGCAAAAGCAAGUCAGCCCCGUGUCCCUUGUCCUGCACUACUGCUGAGCCCUGGGCCUCUGUCCUCCUAGAAGUUCCAGGUCCUCUCGGUUUGUUUUCUGUUUGAAUGGAUUUUUUGCCAGUCUUGUGAGAAGAUGUACCUGCUAUGUUCUGAAUGUUCCAGAAGUUUCUGGUUUAGGGUCAUGGGCAGUGGGAGGGUGGCAUGAGGCCUGGGACCAGAUCUUCUGUUUUCAAAUCAGUGGCAUGGGCAAUAAGACUAGAUGAUUCUUACGUAGCCCGACACAUCCUGGAAUUCUCUCUAAAUACCAGCCAUCUCCUUGGAAGGGGCCCCAAGUAAGGACUGUGUCAUUGCCUGGACUCCCAAAAGAUAAGGAAUCCUGCUGUGUGAAGAGGGGUGGGGACACUUGGGAAAUGUUCACCUGGAGAGGAACAGAGUUGUCGGGCUCCAUGCCUGCGGGGGUUCAUUCCUGGGAAGGGGUUUUUUGUUCUAUGCAAUUCUAAACCUCACCCAUGGGUGGCCAGAUUCUUCUCGGGAUAGGGAAAUCUCACCCCUGACAUGACUGUCCAGGUGUGGGACAGGCAGGCAGUGUCAGGAGAGGCACAAAUUAGGGAAGCUGAGGCUGCCGUGGUGCCAGUGAAGAGCCAGAGAGUGGAAUUUAGGGGUUCCGCAGCCUUGUCACGGUCCCCAGCACUGUGAGCCUUAGGACUCCCAUCAUACUUGGGGCCAAAAUACAUUCUCUGUUUCAGUAGGCAGCCCUGUGACCAUCUGUGGCAUGUCUGUCCUUCUCUAACCCCAUCUUCUGUGAGCUGGGUCCUUGGGAAAUAAGGCUGGGGAGCCACAGCCUGGCCUGAGGCUGGAAAUAGACCUGCAUCUGUUAUCAUAUGUCAAGGCCUCUGCUCCUUGAUCAGUCCCUCUCUUUUCCUGGAAGAGACUCUCUCUUUAAUUCUUUGAGUACCCUUAUCCCUUUCAGGGCCGCUCCAGAGUGAAAGUAGUGAGCAUUGUGUCGUAUGAAUCACUUGAGCCCAGGCAGCAUGGAAACCAGCUGGAAGAGCCCCAAGCAGGGAGCAGGGACCUGGGCUUCUCCCUGCUUUGCCACUGACCUGCUAUUUGACCUUGACUCAUUCCCUUGUGGCUUUGGGGAGACACAAAAGACUAGAUCCCGGAGAAACUUGGAGAUCUACACAUCAGCUGUCACCUUCGGACUGAUGAGGAAACAAGUGGGCCAGGAAUAAAUCUGAACGAGGAAAUGGCCCCAGCAGUACGUACACCUCCCUGCGCAUGAGCCAGAACGUGGUGCUCAAAGCAUCUACAUCUAAUAAACACUUGGCCUUGUGUAGCAGAGGGGCUCUGGCUACUGAAAGCUAUUUAGGACUCCAGACUGCAGGAGAAGCAGUGGAGUUGACCUGCUGGGCUUCACCACCUGCUCUGUGAGACCAUCUCCAAGCCUCUGCCCUCUAAUCUGAGAAAUGGACGGUUGUGAUCGGAUCAUCUGCUGCACAGGCCAGGGAUGAGGUUGAAGUGAGAGACCCUCUGCGUGUGAAGGAACUUUGGAAAUGACACAAAUUUGGUCUCAUUACUGGAGUGAGGCCCCCUGAAAGGGGCUCUUUGCUGUCUAUUUACUGCAUUGAGUCCUCCUGAGUUGACUUUAACCCCAUUUGUAAAACCACCAGCACUGGGGAUGAGGAGGAAGCCAGAGGGCUCUGGCAGACACAGAGUCUUAGCUUUAUCUUCAACUGAUUCUGUUUGCACUUGGGAUUAGGAUGGGGAGAGGACCACGUGGGUGUUUUGAGCUUUUCGAUGCUACCCCUCCUGGGAAUCCUUCAAGGAUGUGGGAAAGUUCUCCAAUGGGCCAUAUGCCCAUCCCUUCUCCUUCCCCUGAACUCCAGGUCUGGGAAUAUGUCUGCAGUCAGCCAUGUGUGUCUUGUCUGAUGUCUGUGUUCUGUCGCUUUGCACCUGCCAGGGUUGGAGUGGUGCAGUCCCUGGCAUCCCAGAUGCAACUCCAGGCUCCCUUGUGGGAACUGGAUCAGCCUGGGUUUCAUCUCCCAUGAUAUAGAUGAGCCCCAUGACCUUAUUGCUACUGCUGCUGCCAUUAAUGCUGUGCUCACAACCUUGUCCGGGAAUUUAAGGAUGUCAAAAUGCUGUAGAUGACUCAAUAAAUGUCUUAUCAUUUU